Molecule: messenger RNA, 1306 nt
Organism: Ananas comosus (pineapple)
Lineage: Eukaryota; Viridiplantae; Streptophyta; Magnoliopsida; Poales; Bromeliaceae
Exons: 3
Coding region: 390-722 (110 amino acids)
Source: RefSeq, a predicted model, not a curated record
UAAUGUGUUGGGUUUGAGGGCUCUCUCACGCGUCUAAUCACGAGGACAUCUUUCCCUUUCCUCUCUCGCUCCUCUCACUGUCCGCUCUCGCUCCUUAUGAAUUGUUGGUCGCGUCAUGCUGGGGGGUCCGAUCUCGGGUAGGAUUGUCGGCGGCAUGGCGGGAGAGUCGGUCGCGUCAUGCUGACGUCCUCGCUUCGCAGCCAGAUGGCGAUCUUCUCUUUCCCUGCUGCACCUUCCGUACGGGUUGUGGACGAGUGGUGGUAUCUUCUCUCCCCUCUAGAUCCUCCGUUGGGGUGUCAGCGGGCAUGGCGGGCGGGAUAGAUGCGUCAUGCUGAUGUCCUUCCUCGGCACCGUACCUCUCCCCCUCCAUACCCCUCUCCCAUACUGCAAUGGUACAUGGCGACCGUGCCCAAGCCCCCAAGCCCCGCCGCGUCGGGGUUGCUCCUCAUCCUCCUCCUUCGCUAACCCCGCCACGCUCGUGUCCUACAACCGCCCUCUCCUCGUCGGAGGCGCCCGCGGCGGCGCUCGGCGGCUGCGCCACUGCCGCGGGGAGGAGGGGGUGGUGGUCGCCAGCUGCGAGGGCCGUGCUCGACGUGGACGGCGCCGCCGGGGCCGCUCUCACCGCGGUAGGCGCGAUGACCUGCCGCCGCCGAAGGUGUUGGCUUAACGAUAAAAGAAACAUUUGGUGUACAAGAUAUGGAAAUGCCAAAUGCAUAGGCUGAGGAAAAAAUUCAUGAUGUAGCGACGGAACUACAUGUGGUAAGCGGCACAUCUUUUUCAAGAAUUGGGAAUGUGACAUCUAAUACAAAUAUCGUAACGAAUGCAUGCCAUAGAAAAACUUUGCUGGUAGAGACAUGGCUAGCGAUGUGAGCUUCAAUGGUAUUGGAGCAAAAAAAUAUGUGAAUACGAUGCCGGCGAUGAUGACGGUUUCUAUUAAUGUUUGGAGGAUGGCAUGGAUUGCAAAAUUUAUGCAACCCCACAUUAAUUGGAAACUAAAUGAGCCAUGCUACUAACGGCACUACAUUUUGAUCAUGCGACGAACUAAUUUGAGGAAAAAUUUAGUGCUGCCUACUUUGAAUUACAAGAAUUCAUGUUGAAUUAUGGUGCUGUCUCUGCCGCCGGGGACGCUCUCACUGCUGUAGGCGCGAUGACCCACCGCCGCCGAAGGUGUUGGCUUAACGUAAGUGUUUGAUUAGUUCUCCUGUUUGUACAUAAAGUCCGGAGAGGCCCGUCCACGGAUUGAUUUGGAAGAAAUUGUGAUGUGAAUGGAGUGCACUCCUCUAUAAGUCAGAGCAAGAUCAAGUGA